This is a messenger RNA of Seriola aureovittata, 12249 nucleotides long. Its product is annotated as nuclear factor 1 B-type-like. Gene Ontology annotation, biological process: regulation of transcription by RNA polymerase II. The record is from RefSeq and is a predicted model, not a curated record. Bases 4913 to 6670 code for a protein of 585 amino acids. NCBI's taxonomy places the organism in Eukaryota, Metazoa, Chordata, Actinopteri, Carangiformes, Carangidae. The transcript is spliced from 12 exons. Gene Ontology annotation, molecular function: DNA-binding transcription factor activity, RNA polymerase II-specific; RNA polymerase II cis-regulatory region sequence-specific DNA binding. Gene Ontology annotation, cellular component: nucleus.
AGACCUCAGCUGUGAGACCAUAGUCUGGGAAGGAGCAGUGGACCUUUAUUCUUGUUGCCACCGUACCAAUAUGGAACCCUGAGACUGACAAAAUGUAGUAAAAGGUUAUCAGACAAGUUAAAUAAUUAAAAUGUGAGUGUAAAAACAAAUAGAAAAUAUUAUAUUUUUUUAGCUUUAUACCUACCUCCAAUCAGCUCAUAAUAAAAAGUGUGCAGUUGAGAGGACUGUGUGGCUAGUUAUAGCAUCAGCCUUUUCAGCUACCUCAUUUCGAGGUAAUCAAUCUGAUAUCGCAAGAGAACAAAAGGUUGUUUCCUCUUAUUACAGUCUCUUAUUACCUGUUAUUAUCUCUUAUUACCCACAUGCACAGAUGGCAUCUUGACAACAGUAACUGUGUAUUUAAGCUGAAAAUGGCAGAUCAAGGAGUACCCUCAAAUGGCCAUACUUUCAUUUAUUUUUCAAUGUCAUUAUCUCAAGAUCAUGAGUUGAUUUAUCUCAACUGGCGAAAACAAAAGGCAGAUUUUUCGAGAUGAUUUAUUACGUUUUAAUAAGAUCACAGGAUAAUUAUGGAGAAUUUGAAAAUGAGUGUCUGGUUUAUUUGAUCACACCCACACAGCCUUCACGAUCACUGUCAUGACUGUUGGGGAGGAUUCAUAACUGAACAGUAAAUCAAGGCAGUUUUGUUUGCUGCAGUUAUAGUUACUCCUUGAUCUGAUAUCUUUAGCUGAAAUCAGUCACAGCUGUCAAGAUGCCAUUUGCAUGCUAGCAUGGCACUCCUGAUUGCUGAUAAACACUAUGAAUAAUAAAAGGAAACAACCCUUUGUUUUCUCGUGAUAACGGGUUGAUUAACUUAAGGUAACAAACCUCGUUUUCUUGAGAUAGGAAGAUAAAUUACCCUCUUAUCACAAGAAAAAAAAGCUCAAAGUAACAAAAUAAUUAAUUUGUGAUUACGAGAUAAGGGCAUUAAAAAAAUAAUUGCAAGUACGACCGUUCUCAGCUUCCAUACCCAUAACUACAGAAAACAAAACCACACAUUUAUGCCUUGACUCACUGUUCAGUUAUGAAUCCUCCCCAACUUUAAGAGUAUGCAAUCUCUUAAUAUAAACAAUGGUGUAAAUAAAAUAUUAUCAGCAAAAUAAACUUCAAAAGCACAAGCGCUGGUUCGGCAUCCCCUGUGAUUUAUUAUCAUUCUAGUUCAUUUAUUACUAUUAUUAUUAUUAUUAUUAUUAAUGUGCCUGACUGAGACAUUGUAAAAUGAUCCUGCUUUUCCUGGUACGUCAGAAUGUCAAAAUAAGCUGUUAGAUUUUCACUGUAAAAUAUUAUGUAAUGACAGCAGUUGUUUUCUUCCAUUGACAAGAUUAUAUUAAAAUUAAGCAAAACAUUUUCAGCCAGUUUUCUGUUAAUGCCUGACUCAGAAACAUCAAAGUCACACUGCAUGAAUGCUUCACUUGCUGUUUGUUUCUCUCACUACAAUUACUGUGUGUCACAAUAAGAGCCCAAGGCUGCUUCAGUUGUCUCAUACCAAAUGGCCAUUGUCCUAAAAAGUUCUUAAGUCUCAGUGAGGCGUAUGUAAUGUGUGCAUGAUCCGUGAACGCGGUCUAUGUGUGUUGUCAAAAAUGGUUACAUGUUUUUAAACAUCAACCUGUUUUAAUAUCAGUCUCUGCUGACUCUAAAAGUCCCAGCCAGUGCUUUCUUUAUCCUGGAGAAGAGAAAAUAUUCUGUGUAUAGAUUUAAUAUCUGCAUUAGUGUUUGUAAUAACACAUUUCAAACCCCAGUAUGUUGAAAUGUGCCUGGGGUGAAAUUUAAUUUGUCAGUUUGAGCUUUGGGAUGAUAAAAUUUAAGGAGUCCAGUCUAGAUAAUAGCAGCCUGCAGCAGCCUGGGUUGAAUGUGCUCUUAAUCUCUGGCAAUUGGUUGGUCAACUGAACUAAUUAAAUAAGUGACCACCUGCUAGUUUUACGGUCUAUGACAUCUGGCUGAACAAAAGAAAUAAUUAGCCACAUGCUUGAUAAACAUAAACUAUGCUUGGAAGAGUUAUCUCUCAAGUACAGGGCUGUUUACCUGUCUAGGAUUGGAGUUAGUGGCUUGGCGUGUUCUGCUGCCAUUUUGCCAAGCCUAGACAAGGAUUAAGUCUACGCUAUAUAACAUACAGUUUAUUAUCGCCUCACUAAUUAAGGGUAGCAUGAUCAUUUUUAGAUUUCAAUCCAUAUGGGCCAUUUUUCCUAUAUGAUUGGAUGAUUAAGAUCAUCCCCAGGAUUAAAAUAUUUUGCUUUGAUGCCUUUUUUUUGUGAGGUAGGGCUCGUGUAAAGAUCCUACAUACUCGACUGGCAAUAAGUUGUAGUGGUUGCUGUCCAAUUUUCUGUAUACAUAAAAGGCACAUGAGACAAUCUGAACUUCUUUUUAGAUCUUUAAGAUUAAAAUGUCUUACUGAAUCUCUGAUUACAAUUUGAUUCAAUUAAUAUUUUUACAUUAUAUAAUGUAUCAUAAAAGUGAGAUUAGAUUUGUCAGAAUUCAAUAAGUCAUGUGAGUAGGUUGCCAGUAGCAGGUGUUUGCUACUUGUCUCCAUUUUCAGCUCCAGAGCUGAACUUUCUGAACACGGAGGUAUUGAUUGGCCUAUUGAUUUUCAAAUAAGCUCUCAUAGUAGAAAGUAGAAAUCCAAUUAAAAGUUGAACUUGAAACAGUUAAUCCAAUCAAGACGAUGAAAUGUAUCGAUUUUACCCUCAAAAUCAAUAAGGUGCAUGCGGCUCUUGUGCAUGAGCUUGGCCCUGAACAUUUUCCUUUUUCCAAAAUCGUGGAUCACAUGUUUGGCAUCAGCUGAAUACUAUCAGAAUUUUUUUUUUCCUUUAAUUUGCUAAACUUUUUUUUUUUUUUUAAUUCAAGUGAUAAAAUUCUUCAAACUGUGUAGAUCUUUAUGUGUUGUUGAGAUAGGCUUUGAUUUCUCAUUGUAAGGGGUCUCACAUACCCCACAGCUGUAUGUGUAAAAUUUAUAAUAAUUGCAAUCCAUUGUAUUUAACCAUGUUUUACUGAACUAAUGCAGCACUUUACUGUUUACUCUGUUGUAAUAAAAAACAAUGUUAAGUAUGUUUUUCAGAGUUGUUAAAGAGGACCCAGGAUUCGCGUUAAUAUGGAUAAAGCACAUUUUUUAAAAAAGACACUUGAGCAAAUUAAACUUUUUUCAAAUCUUGUAUAACGUAUUAGUUAAGGAAUAACAUGUGAAAACACAUGACCACUACAGGGUAAACUGUUCCUAAAGUCUCACAAGAUGCUGAAAAUAAUAUACAGACUUCCGCCAAAGACACAACUCCUGUAGUAUUUUUGCUUUAUCUUUAUCUGCCCUCCCUAUGGUUUUUAGAUUCCCUCUGAUAAUGUAAACCACAGUGCUCACUGAGACCUUACACUUGUUGUCUUUCAUCCUCUAGAGUAAGAUAAGAUCCGUUUACCUGUUCUCUGUCGUGACCAGCUGAUAUUUGCCUUCCAUGAUGAGUGUGGAGUGUUUUAUUGUUCUCUGUGUCUAAGAACCAAUUUAAUUAGCCAGCUCCUGAUUAGGCUCCUAAUUAGUGCUUUAUUAAAGUCAGGUGUGCUGAAAAGGUCAAUGCUGAACAGAUACUUAUGGAAAGCAGCUAUACAGUGCAAUCAGAUGUAGGGCAAACAUACAGCAUGUUGUUUACACGAUAGGUGCUCAGUUAGUCCUGCUUCAUUUCCAUCCAACUUUUAAAAUUAAUUUUCUAUUGCAUUGUGUGAGAUUUAACCCAAAGUGCUAAAAUAUUGUGACUUCUGGCUUGUGCCAUAAACUACAGUAUGAUCAAGUGAAGUCAUUGUCUUCCUUUCCACUGGUUUUUUUCAUUCAUCGAGCUAUUUGUUGUAAGUAAUGCUAAGUAACUGUUGCUAAGUCCACCCACCGUCCCUGUGGGGAAAUCCAGCUGCCACCGAGCGGCCUCAGCGAGGAGGAUUGGAAUGUGGCAGGAGAGAAAAGGUCUUUUCAGCUGGCAUUCAGAUAACAUUUACAUGGACACGCCAAACGUCUUCAUUCAUGGAUCAAAAUACAGUCGCUUCCCAGUGGAGCCCUGACACUGAGGGCGACUUUAAUGCAACAGUUCUCUUGAUGACUACUUGAUCUUCACCACUGGUUGAAUGGUAAUAGAGUGAGUCCCCCUUUGAAUUAGAACAAUAAUUUUCAGUGACAUUAGAUAAUCCUUUAACACAAUCCGCACACCACUGCAUUUUUUAUAUGCAGAAGUCAAGAGGCUCUCAGUGACCUUUAGUUCAGUGCCGUGCAGUGAUACCAAGCUGCCCUGGCUCUUUAGUGGAUAAUUCCCAGCACUGGCAGGUUUUAUUACUCACUCAAAAACAGGGUUGAAACAGAGAGAUGGGUACAGGCCAAACGUCACCACUGACCCAAAAUCAUCUUGUCUCUGACUCUUAUAGAAGAAUGAUGCUCCUGUUCUCAGGCACUUCAAAAUUAAAAGAGAUGAGUGCAUUUGUGUUCAUUUAAUCACAUUACUUAUCUCGGCAGAAAAACCUGAUUCUUUUACAGUCCAUCAAAUCCCUUUAAUGAACAAAACCUAGAUCUAAAUUACGAUAAUUAUUGCAUUCUUGACACAAAAAGUAUUUCCAUGUUGUAAUGAAUCUCCAAGUCAUCUGUAACUUCCAGCACUUUGUAGAACAAGUGUAAGAGAGGGAGAGGGGAGGGGGGAGAGAGCAGGGGGAGGAGGUUAAUGUAGGAGGGGGAUGGUGAGGGUUGCAGGGUCAUGGCUCUUGUAAUUACCACAGUCAGGUUCAAGUCCCUGGUCAAGCUGUUGCUGAUUUUUUUUUUCUUCCCAUAAUGCAGUGUUGUCAAGGACUGGCCUUCAUGUGGCACAGCAUGCCUCCACUGAUGCCCCUUUGAUUAGGUGUCUUAUCUUCCACCGGGCUGCAUCCGAUGAGAGCCGGGAGCACAGUGAUGGCGGGGAAACUGACAGAGAGGUCCAUUAAAUGGCAGCUUUGUUAUGACAUGUCAGCCAGGACGUGGUGGAUGGAUGAAUUUCAUCCCUUCAUCGAGGCACUUCUUCCUCACGUCCGUGCCAUCGCCUACACAUGGUUCAACCUCCAGGCCAGAAAACGCAAGUACUUCAAGAAGCACGAGAAGCGGAUGUCCAAGGACGAGGAGCGUGCGGUGAAGGACGAGCUUCUGAGCGAGAAGCCCGAGGUUAAGCAAAAAUGGGCAUCCAGGCUGCUGGCCAAGCUGCGUAAGGACAUUCGGCAGGAGUACCGGGAGGACUUUGUCCUCAGUGUGACGGGCAAGAAGCACCCGUGCUGUGUGCUAUCCAACCCGGACCAGAAGGGCAAGAUCCGCCGGAUUGACUGUUUGCGGCAGGCCGACAAAGUUUGGCGACUGGACCUGGUGAUGGUCAUCCUCUUCAAAGGCAUCCCUCUGGAAAGUACAGAUGGCGAGCGCCUUGUCAAGUCUCCACAUUGCACCAACCCAGCACUUUGUGUCCAGCCACACCACAUAACAGUGUCGGUCAAGGAGCUGGACUUGUUUCUAGCAUACUAUGUCCAGGACCAAGACUCGCAGCAGUCAGGAAGUCCCAGUAACAAUGAGCCAGGCAAGAACCCUCUUCCAGUGUACUUGGAAGACAGCUUCAUCAAAUCAGGAGUCUUCAGUGUUGCAGAACUGGUGCGAGUGUCCAGAAUGCCCAUCACCCACGGUGCAGCAGUAAACUUCUCCAUGGCUGACAUGCCCAGCCAACCCUACUACCACGACCUGAACUCCAGUGUGGGGCUGCAUCGCUCCCUGUCCUCCCCUCCCGGCAGCAAAAGGCCCAAAACAGUGAAUAUGGAGGAGAACAUGGACACUAGCCCGACAGGACCUGACUUCUACUCGUCACCCAGCUCACCGGCCAGCAGUCGGGCAAACUGGCACGACAGAGACGGAGACAUGUCCUCUCCUACCAUGAAGAAGCCAGAGAAGCCGCUGUUCAGCCCCACCUCUCCGCAGGACUCCUCACCACGACUCAGCACUUUCCCUCAGCCUCAUCACCCAGGCCUAACUGGUGUAGGACACAGUGUUAUAUCGACGAGGAGCCCCCCUCCACACUCGCCCCUGCAGUUCUCGGCCUCGGCUAUCUUGCCCCCGGCGCCGUCGCCCUAUUUCUCGCACACCACCAUCCGCUACCCGCCCCACCUCAACCCUGCUGAUCCCCUCAAGAGCUACGUGCCGUCAUACGACCCGUCCAGCCCACAGAGCAGCCAGCCUAACAGCAGUGGUCAGGUGGUAGGAAAGGUUCCAGGCCACUUCACCCCAGUCCUGGCUCCCUCCCCACACCACAGCGCUGUGCGACCCGUCUCGCUCUCCAUGCCCGACACCAAGCCCAUCACCACAUCCGCAGAAGGCUACUCAGCCCCUGGCACCCCGACGGCUAAUCGUUUUGUAGGCCUGAGCCCUAGAGAUCCUACCUUCCUCCACCAGCAACAGCUGAGGAAGUGUGACUGGAGCGUGACUCAAAACGGCAGGCAUUAUGGCCCCAGUGCCACUGACGACACUUUGGGGAUUACUUGGCAAAGUCCUGGUACCUGGGCGAGCUUAGUUCCAUUCCAAGUGUCGAACGGGACUCCGAUUCUGCCAACAAAUGUCCACCAGAACUACAGCAUAAACAUCAUUGGUGAGCCCCUGGUCCCCGCUGAGACAGGGAACUGAACACGCAGAGGCCCGGAUGACCCCCAGGGUGAAUGGGUGGGUGGGGGUGUUGGUGGUGCAGAGCUAGCACUACAGGUGUCCGCAGCCAUGGAUGAAACCAGCAAAGCAGCACGAGCUGCACAAUCGUUCCCCCUCCUCCCCCCUCCCCCCUCCUCCUCACCCGGCCCUCUCCCCCAACCCAGAUCUUGACCCUUCCAUCUCCCUCCCCACUCCCGUCCCUCCCCAUGAUGGACCCUGGCCGUGAAGUGAAGACGAGGGUUGGUUCAAAAAGGAAAGAAAAAAAAAGAAAAAGCCCAGCCCACACAUCCACCACCCACCAGUCAGUUGUUGUGUUUGCAGAACUUUUCAAUCCAUUCAAAUACUGUGAUGUAUAGAUGCCUUAAUGUUUUAUUGCAUGACAUUCUAGUCUCUUAGCGGCAAUUCCUACUACUUUUCCAUGUUAGGGGAAGAUGUAAAAUCAUGAUCCACACACACACAGACAAAUGGGGACGGACACACACACAACACACACACACACACACACACACACACACUCUCAAACACACAAGUGAAGAGGUCUGCGCAUCAACAACCUCUGCCUGGUGGAUGGCUCUGAGACUCUAAGCUCUCCAACUCAGACCUCUUGAAAAGAGGCUUUCCCAUGUCAAACGAUUCACUGUGUACACCAUAGGAACAAAAAAUUGUGAAUUCAGAGUGUUUCUUCUUCCGUUUGAUUUCAGUUUACUGUGAUAUGACUCUUUGUUCAGAAAAUGUGUUGACUUUGUUUAUUCUUUACUGCUACUUACUUCAAGAAUUAAUGUAAACACUUAUGGUAAGAGUUGAGAACUCUUAAUGCGGUUUCAAAAAACACUAAAAGUUCGGCUUGAGAUUGGACCCCUCAUUAAAGAAUUUGCAACUCCUUUACAAAAGGAUUUAAAAAAGACGGAGAAAAAGAAAAUCUCGACAGAGGCAAGUGCAAUUGAAUUUUUGAAGGGAAGCUAUCAGUCUGUCAGCCCUAAGACUCUAAAGGAAGGGGGAUAAAUAUUAAAUGGUUUUAUGGGUAAAAUGUUUAAGAAAGCAUUUGAAUUUGAUUUCAGUUGCAUAUCCGUCUCCUCACAUGAGAAAAACAUCAAGCGCAAAAGGCAUUUGAAGGCAAGCACUAAGCUACCUGUGCAGCGCUGAGCGAAACCAGCACUUCUUUUGAGCCCUUCCCGUCAUUAUGGGGAGUUUUCUUUUUAUUUAUUUUGGGGGAAAAAAAAUAAGCAAACAUAAGUAAAGAAAUGAGACACACAUAGUGUGUAAAAAAAAAAAAAAAUGGUAUUUCAUUUUCUAAAAUGCUCACGAUAAGAUCAAGAGCAUAUGUAUUUGGCCAUCAGCUUCUAAAGCUUAUGUUUACAGAAAAAAUAUAUGGAAUGCAAAGUGUUAAUUCAUGAAAUGUACAAUUCAUGCAAAUGUACAGCAGGCUUAUGUGUAAAGCUACAGUUUGUGCAAGGUUAACUCUGCAGUGGAAGAGGUUGAAAACUGAAAUUAUGAUCCAGGUGGUGGCAGAUCCCUGAAAUCUAGAAUUGUGCAUGGCAUGUUCGCAGCCAUUGCCUCUCCAGUCCAGACAUAUUUAUACAAGGAAAAUCUCUCCAAUACUCUUAAUUUGCACGAUGACAUAUAGUCCACAUUACGUGCCUUGCCUUUGAAUAUAGAGACAUCACUACACUUGUUUUUGCUGCAUUUAUCAUUAUAGAAAAAAAAUUAACAUUUUUAUGAAUAAGAAUUGUUUUGUACUCUGAAUGAAAUUGUUGAUUUUUAACUUCAUGUACUACUCUAUCUCACAGUUACAUUGCAUAUCAAGGCUGUGUAUAGUUGCCGUUUUAAAGUUUGUAAUCAACCAGCAUUUUUUUUUUUUUUUUUUUCUCAGUAUUUUGGUGGUUUUUCAAAUAACCUGUCAUCUUUUGUUUUCCUUAUUUCUUCAGUGCUCAUUUUGUUCAUCUUCCAGUUACUAUUGUGGAGGGUGAAAUUCAGAAUUAUGAAAAUUAUGCAAUACCAAGUUUUGCCUAUGUAGGUAGUGCUUAUAGAUGCGUCAAUUAUUAGAGGCUAGUUUGGAGAUAGACAAUAUUGUAAUGCAUUUAUUUUGUUGAUAUCGUUGUUUGUCGUUGUUGUUGUUGAUGAUGUUGUUGUUGUUGUGGGUGUUUUCCUUUUUUAUUGACCAAAGUGGGGACUGCUUUCUAUGCAGUGUAUGACAAGGUCUUUUUUUUUUUUCUUUCUUUAGCUCAUAGGCCUACCGAAUGACGGUGAGACAUGUUCCAGUGUAUUUUAAAUUUGGGAGUUUUAGGGGGAGGGGCGGUAUUUUUCUAGAAGUACUUAUAAAAAAAAAAAAAUGCACCCUUGGUCUUUUUACGGCUGCAAAGUCACUGAUUGGUCUACUGUGACUCUUACUUUCAACUUUCCACUUGGGGUGCUAGCAUGUGAACCUUGAAGGAGCUAAUUUUUCACAGGAGAGAAGGCUUGACUUGAGUAUGACAAUCACUCUAAGAAAUCAUUUUUGCGUAGAAUCCCAACCCUGUCGUAGAUCCCUCGAAGCCGCGACUCGAGGACGGAUACCGUUGCGCGCUUCUGUCGAAUCCUACGCCGUACUAUUGUAGACGUCACCGAAUGCAAUUCCCAAGUAGAUGCCUUAAACACAUCAGUGAAGUGGCCUGUGACCUGCGCAACAAUCACACACCGACUAAUGCUCGUGAGACCUGUCCAAAUCAGUUCCAGACAGGCUCAAGCAAGCCUUUAGAAAGUAUUUUAUAAGUAGUAGAUUUGUAUAAAUGUAUAUAUGAUAUGCACAUAUGUCAAUUCCUGAGAUACUUCCCCAGCAGAGAGUCCCAUAGAGAAGUAAAUAUUAGACCACAGAAGCGUGGUGUUUUCUUACUUCAUGUCCAACGGUCCAGUAGAGGCUUAAAUAGAACCCACUAGAAAAAAAUAUAGCACUUAAAUAGCACAUAGGCAAUCGUCUUCUUCCCCAUACAGUGUUUUGAGCCUAGUCACAAACGGAAUCUCUCAGGCGUAUUACAGGGCAUUAUUUAUAUCAAUCAUUAUCUUAUCAUUUUUAAUGUAAAAAAAAUAAAAAAUAAAAGACUUUUCUCACGGAGAGAGCAGCAUCUCUGAUGCUGCUAUGACACCUUUUGCACUCUUUCCCCCACAAUCGUGAAAGAAAGAAACGUUUUCCCUCGGAGAGACGGUACUGACGGGAGCUCUCUCCGACGCGAGCAGAGGGCUAAGAAGCAGAAAACAUUUUUGAAAAAUAAUCCUCAAGUCAAGCUCAAUCUCUCCGUCUUCACCCAGAUUUCUUAUGCAGGAAAAAAAAAUACUGAAAAAGUCACCCCGUUCUAUGUGCACUGUUCUGUCUUUUUUUUUUUCUUUUUAUUCUUUUUUUUUGUUUUUCUUUUUUUUUUCUUUUUUGGAAAUUUUCUCUUAAAAGAAAAACUACAAGUGCUUUGCAGCCUUUGGCCAUUGGAAACCCCACUGAAGUGCAUUGUCCCCAAGUGUGUUUGUGAGUGUUUGUGUGCGUGUUUGUGUAUGUAUGUGUGUGUGUGUGUGUGUGUGUGUGUGUGUGUGUGUGUGUGUGGAUGAGUGUGAGAUAAAAACAUGUGUCAGGGUCACUGUGCUGUUGGUGUUUAUUUGAAUAGGAGACUGUACAUAAAGGUAAAUAUCCUGAUUGCGUCGAUAGCAGUAGUCUGUGGGGUUGAACUCUGCUUUGGCAGCUUGAGUGUUCGUGUGCAUGCGCUUGUGUGUGUGUGUGUGUGUGUGCGCGUGUGCGUGUGUGUGUGUGUGUGUGAAUUUGUGAUCGAGUGCCUCUGACACUACACAAUGAGAGAAGAUGAGGGUCUGUCUAUCGGAAAAAAAAGCCUGCCGUAGGACAGGAGUUUGUACACUGUAAACUUUGUCGAGAGUUCUUCUCUGAAGCCCUUAUUUGUAAAUCUUCAAUUCUGGGGAAAAGAAGUCAAUUCCAUUUUAGGAAAAACAAAUUUAAUUUGGGUUUUGUUUGUUUGUAUUGGAAGCUGGAUUUGAGUUAGAACUCUCCAGGUUUCCCCGAGCAGUAGAAUCUAAAGUGUUUUCAUCAGUUGUUGUAUUCCUGUAUGUAAAGUCAAAAAAGAGGGGAAAUGUUCUAUACGGAUCCAUAAAUAUAAAAACAACAACAAUGAAGGCUUUUUUUAUUAUUAAUAUUAUUAUUUCUGAACUUGGUUAUUGCGUAGAUAUUUACAUUUGGGAAACACUUCAUGAAUAUUUUGAAUUGUUGUUUCUUUCAUUAGUGUGGCCAUAGCGAGUGUGAUGUGAUUUUUUUUUUUUUUUUUUUUUUUUUUUUGAAAAUGGGUGUGAAUUCUUGUCCAACAAGAUCGUGGUGUGAGUGUGUUUCUUGUAGCAGCUGGGAGGUGAUGUCACUUAACCAGUAGAAAAGGCCCCAGAUUGCACCUGACCUUAAGAGAGAAGCAGGGUAAAAUCUGCAGUGACAAAACGUCCUCAAUGGAUCUAUCAGAUCGUUUUUUUUUGUUUUGUUUUUUUUUUUUGUUGUUGUUUUGUUUGUUUUCUUCUUUUCAGAGGAAAUGUUGCAAGACGAUUGGUGCUACAUCUCGCCAUACUUCUGAUUCGACUGGCCAAUGUUGAGCCGUCUACUUUGUUCUUCUUGGACUUAAUCUUUUAAAAGAUCAGUGAAAGCAUCAAGGCAUCACUCAUUUUGCACUUUCCACAUGCCUGAUGUAUUGUAGGAAACCCUCAGUUCACACUACAAACAAACAUGACUUUGCAGGUGCUUCAGAAUAGGGUACUGUACCUUCCAGCUGAUAAUAGGUAGUGUAUUUGAGCAUGGUUACGUGUUUCUAUUGCUACGCAGGGUGUGAAUGUAGCCUGUCAAAAAAAAGCUCUUGAAACUUUUUGAAAUUCGAAUCAGUAUUCCACCCAUCAGCAGCUUCAAGAGCCUUAUUUAAAGGCACACUCACUACAACCUUAUUUUAGAAAGUAUUAUGUCACUGAUCGCUACGAUCAUUGAGAAACAGAACAACUAUAUGCAAGGAGGACCUGUGGCACUCAUGCAAUAUGUGUGAUUUUCCUCUUUAACUGAAUGUCACACAUGGUGUAGGGACUAAGAGGGUGUAUACAUGCAGACUUUAAGGAAACAUUAACACUUUCGUUUUCAUCCUACAUGAGCAAUACACACCUUCCAUACUUUUGGCUAGCUGCUAGUCACUUGGCAUCAGGUUGUUAUAAAACAUGAAAACCAGCAUUUUUACAGGAUGUAACAUGCACCAAAAGAAGACAAAAAGAUAGCAAUGCAGUGCCUGUUCAAGCUGUCCAAGUGUCUGUUGUAUAUAAUUGUAAAAUGUGAUAGACUUACUUUCAUAUGUGAUGAGGAAAAAAAAACAAACAGCAUCACACAGAACAGAAUGUGGCAAACUCAUCUGGAAAUAUGCUCUUAAUUACUUCUUUGAUGUUUCUGGAGCUUUUUUUUUUUUUUUGUGAUUUAUUAAUUUUCUAAUUAUGUCAGCACCCAAUGCCCACAUCAAGCUUGUUCAGAAUCUGAGAGGAAAGGUUUGAGGUUCAUCUUUCUUUUUUUCCGGGGAGUGGGG